AUGGAUCGCUUCGUCGUGAAAAGAAAAACUCCACCAUCUGAUAUUGAUUUGGAUGAUUUGCCAUGGGAUCCAGCGAAGAGGAAAAGAAUUAUAAGCUAUCAUCCCAAUCAAAGAGAUGAAGUACGGCGCAAAUAUUUGAAUAGAGGACCUUGUCAACCUCGUGGUCACCGUUUUAAACAAACAGCAAGUGGAGGGGUGCUUCGACGUUUUGAUCUAAAGUGGUUUGAUAUGUAUGAGAUCAAGCUCAAAAUCAAGGUGGGAGUGAUUGCUUUGUAUCAACUGGAAACAAUAAACAUAAUGGAUCGCUUCGUCGUGAAAAGAAAAACUCCACCAUUUGAUAUUGAUUUGGAUGAUUUGCCAUGGGAUCCAGCGAAGAGGAAAAGAAUUAUAAGCUAUCAUCCCAAUCAAAGAGAUGAAGUACGGCGCAAAUAUUUGACUAGAGGACCUUGUCAACCUCGUGGUCACCGUUUUAAACAAACAGCAAUUGGAGGGGGGUUGCAGGGGUUGAAUCAACAUGCGGGAUCUGAUGUGAACAGUUUUCACAACAAUGCCAAAAGAAAAUGUGAACAUUUGUUACAUCAAGGAUUACCAUUUCGUGGUCAUGAUGAGUCAGAUGAGUCAACCAAUAGAGGUAAUUUCUUAGAGCUUCUGAAGUAUACCGCUGGUCAGAAUGAGGUUGUAAAAAAAGUAACUAAAUCUAUUAUUGAAGAAAUUGAUAAUGAUGUCUUUGGUUUGCUGGUAGAUGAAUCUGCUGAUGUAUCAGACAAGGAGCAAAUGGCAAUGGUUUUUCGCUUUGUUGAUAAGUAUGUGAUAGUCAAAGAAAGAUUUGUUGGUGUUAUUCAUGUGAAGGAGACAUCUUCUUUAUCUUUGAAGUGUGCUAUUGAUUCUUUGUUUGUGAAGUAUGGAUUGAGUAUGAAAAAGGUGAGAGGACACGGAUAUGAUGGAGCUAUUGGAGCUUCUUGCAAGAGAAAAGAUAUGAUCAGGGAAAACUACAGAAAAAUAGUGGAAGAAGGGAUUAACAAUGGUGAAAUUAAGACUGGAACUGGGUUGAAUCAAGAAAUUUCUCUUCAAAGGCCUGGAAAUACUCGUUGGGGUUCACAUUAUAAGACUUUACUGCGACUUGUUGAGUUGUUUUCUUUUGUAGUUAAAUUUAAUGAUCGUUUUGAUGAGGUAAAUUCUGAACUACUUGUUUGCAUAUCAUCCUUGAGUCCAAUAGAUUCUUUUCGGCAGUUUGAUAAGUCAUUGCUCAUGAGAUUGGCUGAGUUUUAUCCAGAAGAUUUUAGCUUUAUGGAGCGUAAAUCUCUUGAUCUGCAACUUGAGAUAUAUCUUGAUAAUGUGCAAAGAGAUGAAAGGUUUACAGAUUUAAAAAGUCUUAGUGAUCUUGCACGUGUGAUGGUGGAGACAAGAAAACAUCUUUCACAUCCUUUGGUAUAUCGUCUUCUGAAGCUAUCUCUGAUUCUCCCUGUUGCGACUGCAACCGUCGAACGAUGUUUCUCUGCAAUGACUUUUGUGAAGACAACCUUGCGUAAUCAUAUUUAA
Messenger RNA from Camelina sativa (false flax), 1539 nucleotides. The record is from RefSeq and is a predicted model, not a curated record. Lineage: Eukaryota; Viridiplantae; Streptophyta; Magnoliopsida; Brassicales; Brassicaceae.